AUCCAAUAAUAGGGCGUCUUGUAUCUUGGUGAUAGCUGCAGUGUGUUGUCCCGAAAAGGUUGUCACCCCCUCCCUCUCUAAAAUGAUGUCAUACAAAACCCAAGUGACGUAGGGUGUGUGGUCCUCAUUGGCUCCCCCUUCGGGGGGCGAUCCGCAGGUUUGCGGCCGCUUCAUUUCCGCUUUCAGCCGCAGACGGGAGCAGUUCGACGAAGGAAAACAUAGCAAACAUGCUGUCUCGUGUGGGUCUUACCGCCAUGCGCGGCGCUCGCUCGAUGGCGACGGACGCCAAGAAGGCCACGGGCUCGGUCGGCCAGAUCACGCAGAUCAUUGGUGCCGUCGUUGACGUGCAGUUCAAGGACAACCUGCCGCCCAUUCUUAACGCCCUGGAGAUCAAGACCCAGGACAACACGCGCAUCGUGCUCGAGGUCGCCCAGCACCUGGGUGAGAACACGGUCCGUACCAUCGCUAUGGAGGGCACGGACGGUCUCGUGCGUGGCCAGGAGUGCGUCGACACGGGCAACCCCAUCAUGGUUCCCGUGGGUCCGGAGACGCUUGGCCGUAUCAUGAACGUGAUCGGUGAGUCUGUGGACGAGCGUGGCCCUAUCAACGCCAAGCGUCACGCCCCCAUCCACACGUCGGCUCCUCUGCUGACUGAGCAGGGCUCUGGCGCUGAGAUCCUGGUGACGGGCAUGAAGGUCGUUGACCUGCUGGCCCCGUACGCCAAGGGUGGUAAGAUUGGUCUGUUCGGUGGUGCCGGUGUCGGUAAGACGGUCGUUAUCAUGGAGCUGAUUAACAACGUUGCCAACAACCACGGUGGUGUGUCCGUGUUCGCCGGUGUGGGUGAGCGUACUCGUGAGGGUAACGAUCUGUACUACGAAAUGAUCGAGUCGGGUGUGAUCAAGAUCAACGAGGACGGUACGACCACUGGCUCCAAGGCCGCUCUGGUGUACGGUCAGAUGAACGAGCCCCCUGGAGCUCGUGCCCGUGUGGGUCUGACUGGUCUUACCGUCGCCGAGUACUUCCGUGACGUUGAGGGCCAGGAUGUGCUGCUCUUCGUCGACAACAUUUUCCGUUUCACCCAGGCGUGCUCGGAGGUGUCGGCUCUGCUGGGUCGUAUCCCGUCUGCUGUGGGUUACCAGCCCACUCUGGCCACGGAUCUGGGUGCUCUGCAGGAGCGUAUUACUUCGACCAAGAAGGGCUCCAUUACGUCGGUGCAGGCCAUUUACGUGCCCGCUGAUGACCUGACGGAUCCGGCUCCGGCCACCACGUUCUCCCACUUGGACGCCACGACUGUGCUGUCGCGUCAGAUUUCCGAGCUGGGUAUCUACCCGGCUGUGGACCCCCUCGACUCCAAGUCGCGUAUGCUUGACCCGCGUAUUAUCGGCCAGGAGCACUACGACGUGGCCCGUGCCACCCAGAAGCUGCUGCAGGACUACAAGGGUCUGCAGGACAUUAUCGCCAUUCUGGGUAUGGAUGAGCUGUCGGAAGACGACAAGCUCACCGUCGCUCGCGCCCGUAAGGUGCAGAAGUUCAUGUCGCAGCCGCUGCACGUGGCUGAGGUGUUCACGGGCAAGGCCGGCAAGUUCGUGCCGCUCCAGGACACGAUCUCGUCGUUCAAGGACAUCAUCGCUGGCAACUACGACGACCUUCCGGAGGCUGCCUUCUACAUGGUUGGCGGUAUCGAGGAGGUCAAGGCCAAGGCUGCUGAGCUGGCGGCCGAGCUUGACGAAUAAGUUACUCGGUUCGAAAUGCAGAGCGGAAGAUAAGCAACCCCUUAAACUCCUCCCCACCUCAAUGGAAAGCGGCGUCUAGUGUGCGGCACGUGAGACCGGAAAUUGAAAAAAAAAGCAACAACAGAACUCAAGCAGGCCUCAGGGUUUGUAAGUGGACUAGCUUUCUUGUAUUCUCUGCGUUUCAUAUUCGUUGUAGCCUCUGCCUUCCAAUAAAGCAAUGAAAAAACUUAAACCAACUUGUUUCUUUCAAGGUCCAGGUAAAAAGCUGCAUGCAUAACAAGAC
Messenger RNA from Phytophthora nicotianae INRA-310, 2016 nucleotides. Its product is annotated as ATP synthase subunit beta, mitochondrial. The coding region runs from base 228 to 1733 and encodes 501 amino acids. Gene Ontology annotation, molecular function: proton-transporting ATP synthase activity, rotational mechanism; ATP binding; ATP hydrolysis activity. Lineage: Eukaryota; Oomycota; Peronosporomycetes; Peronosporales; Peronosporaceae. Gene Ontology annotation, biological process: proton transmembrane transport; proton motive force-driven mitochondrial ATP synthesis. The record is from RefSeq and is a predicted model, not a curated record. The transcript is spliced from 2 exons.